CUGCCUGUCUCACUCAGACAGAGACACGCAGCAGCAGCAGCAGCAGCAGCCUGGCUUUUACCUCACCCAAACAGAAUGUCCUCAGACAUCAUCACAGACUUGGUGUUGGAGCUUGAAGAGGAGUUGCAGGAGUUCCAGGAUGUGGUGGAGGAGCUGAAAGCUCCGUCUCUAAGCAAACAGCAUGCUUACCAGCAUGUGCUGCACGAGGCAAAGACUCGAACGGGUCAGGGGGAGGACAGUGGCGUGGAUGACUCUGAUUACGGCAGUGAAGCUUCCAUGGGGAACAGUCUGAACACCAGUGAGGAGGAGCUCCACACUGCAGGCGUAACAUCGGCGCAGAAAGCCAAGCUGGGAGACACAGAUGAACUCCAGAGCUUUAUCGACAUGUUGGACCAGGAACUUGCUGAGAUGUGAGCAGAGAUAGAGCCGGAAAGAACGAGGGCGAGGCAUCGAGCUGAAAGAGAGAUCUACACCCGAGCAGAUCUGAUGGAGCGUUUCUCGCUGCUUUAGAGGGGAAGAAAGAAGAAAGUUUGAAAUUCUGAAAUGCAAAAUAGAAAAAAAAACCAACAACCCCAAAAACACCCAAAUACAGAGUCCAGCUGACAACGUGACAUCCCUGCAGCAUCACAUCCGAAAUGUGUGACACGUUCCCCAAAACAGACAAAGCUUCAAUCUGCUUUAGCUCAUUAAGCCUCAUUUCCAUGUGAGGGUUCCUACAGUGUAAGAUUUUAUUCUAAUAAUCACAGAGGCUACAAUUUGAGACAUUCUCCUUUUCAAAUGCAGGUGAUCCCUCGUUUAUCGCGGUAGAUGCGUUCCAGACCUGGCCGCGAUAGGUGAAAAUCCGCGAAGUAGGGACACCAUAUUUACAGUACAGUACUAAAUUGAAUUAUCGUAUGAUCACAUUCUCUUUUAGUGGGUAAAACUCAAGAAAUUUUUUUUACUUGGUUUUUUUUAUAGUUUUAUUACAAAAAGUGCAUUUUAUGAUGAAAUUGAUGAACAAAAACAGGAAUUUUUUGAUAUUUCGCAUAGAAAAAUGCAGCGAAUUGGUGAAAAAUACCGCGAAUCUGCGAAUUUCCCUUGAAUAAGGCUCCAAAGAAAAAAUCUGUGAAGUCGCGAUAAACGAACCGCGAAGUAGCGAGGGAUCACUGUAUGUCUAACUUACCCUAAAUAUCCCUCAAUAUUAGGUCUGCACAAAUUCAUUACAACAGGAGGGGUAUCUCCCACUUCGCCUCGUUACAUCAAUAGAUCCGUUUUGACAAUGAGAGGGUCUCAGAUUCACUAUUUUACCUUUAAAACAGUCAAACUCAAGCUGGUGUCUCAGGAGGUUAGGUUUUAUAUAAAAAAGGAAGAGGCUCUCGGUUCUUGACUUGUUAAAAACAAGCUUUAAAACUAUUUGUAAAUGUGAGGGCUUUAAAUCUGCUGUGUCAUAAUAAAUGUUCUUUAUAUGACCACAUUGUACAUUUAAUGUUAAUAUGAUUUUUAUAUAUUUUGUACAUAUGAAAAAGGCAUAAAUAAAGUUACAUGUGAAGUA
Nothobranchius furzeri (turquoise killifish) is the source of this 1531-nucleotide messenger RNA. Its product is annotated as regulator of cell cycle RGCC. NCBI's taxonomy places the organism in Eukaryota, Metazoa, Chordata, Actinopteri, Cyprinodontiformes, Nothobranchiidae. The record is from RefSeq and is a predicted model, not a curated record. Gene Ontology annotation, biological process: regulation of cell cycle.